This is a messenger RNA of Suhomyces tanzawaensis NRRL Y-17324, 1074 nucleotides long. It is a transcript of the gene SHY1, whose product is annotated as Shy1p. The transcript has 2 exons. Gene Ontology annotation, biological process: mitochondrial respiratory chain complex IV assembly. The record is from RefSeq and is a predicted model, not a curated record. Bases 1 to 1074 code for a protein of 357 amino acids. Gene Ontology annotation, cellular component: membrane; mitochondrion. Lineage: Eukaryota; Fungi; Ascomycota; Pichiomycetes; Serinales; Debaryomycetaceae.
AUGUUACAGUUGUUUGGAAGGCCCUUUGGCCAUUCCCUCAGAGGGACUUCUCCCAAAUCCGUGAAAACGUCCACUGUCGAUUGGAAACCACUCAAGGGAGUCCAGGGUAAUUUGGCAACUUUAGAACACCAAGCCAAGGCUUCAAAGUUCAGGGGAUUCAUCUUCGGACUCAUGAUUGGAAUGCCUAUUAUCAGUUUCGGUUUGGGGUGCUGGCAAGUCCAGAGAUUGAACUGGAAGGUGGAGGUUAUCGCCAGAAGUGAGAAUGCUUUGGCACAACCUCCCAUUGAAGAGCUUCCCGCCAACCUAGACCCAAGUGUCAUUCCCGAAUUCGAAUACAGAAGGUUUAAGGUCAAGGGGGAGUUUGACUAUUCGCAAGAGAUGUUCUUGGGUCCAAGGAUGAGAAAUGGAAUUUUAGGGUAUCUUGUGGUGACACCUUUCAAGAGAUCGAGUGGUGGAAAACCUAUUUUGGUUGAACGUGGUUGGAUCAACAAGGACAAAGUCAUCCCAAGUACUCGUGAAAAAGGCUACUUGUCGCAUUUAGCUCUCCCUCAAGGAGAGAUCGAGAUCGAAGCCUUGUUCAGAGUCAUGCCUACAAAGUCUUCCUUGCAGUUCGAGCACAAGGAUGGCUCACGUUUGUUCAACGUGCACGAUGUUCCCGUAAUGGCAGCACAAGCAGGAGCUUUGCCCAUCUACUGUCAAAUGAUCUAUGACUUAAGAGACCAUGUUGAAUGGAGAAAGGACAGCAAGAGCACUUCCGGUUCUUCGUGGAUGUCGUGGUUGUCGAAGCCGCAAUCCGGAAACAAGAAGGAUGACGCCCACUUCAUUGCUGACAUGGCUGACGAUGACUUGACUUUGGAAUACCAAGAGUUCGAAUUUGUCAACGAGGGGGUUCCCAUUGCAGCAUACCCUAAGAUCAAGCUCACCAACAAUCACUUGCAGUACUUGAUUACGUGGUUCGGCCUCUCUAUUGCCAGCGCAGGCUUGUUAGGAUACACUUUCUUGAAGAAGGGUAGCCAUCUGAGUGCCGAAAAGGUGUUGGAAGCCAAGAGAAAGGAUAUGGGCAGAAGAUUCUAA